AUGGCCGACUCAACGCCCUCCAAGAGUGUUUACGAGGGCCAGCAAACAUCCUCUUCAGACGCCACCCUCCCCGAGCAUUCGAUGCCCGAGGCGGAGACCAAAUCCGACGCCGAGGGACACGCGAGUCCCCUGCCCGAAGCCAUCGAGGGAAUUCAUACGGGAGUCUCUGUCAGCCAGGCUGAGGCUGAUUUUGCCCAACUCCAGCGUGAGCUGUCGAGAAUAAGCCGCGUGGAGAGUACCGUUACGAGACGCAGGACGACUGAUGUCGAGAAAGCAGACGCCGCGGUGCCAUCUAGCAUCACCGAUGGCAGCAUCGAGCCGUUCGAUCUCGAGGCCACGCUUCGUGGUGGUCUCGAUGCCGAACGCGAAGCUGGUAUUCGUCCCAAGCACAUUGGAGUUUACUGGGACGGCUUGACGGUCAAAGGAGUCGCUGGCCAGGAUAACUACGUCUCCACCUUUAUCGAUGGAUUCCUUGAUUCCAUUAACGUUAUAUCUCCCCUAGCUAGGCUCUUCGGUCUUGGAAAGAAGGGAAGCGAAGCAACGCUUCUUGACGGCUUCAAGGGUGUCUGCAGCCCGGGCGAGAUGGUUCUUGUUCUGGGUAAACCAGGUUCCGGCUGCACUACGUUUCUGAAGGCAAUUGCCAAUCAGCGAUACGGCUACACUGGUGUUACCGGCGAGGUAUUGUACGGCCCCUUUACCGCGAAGGAGUUCCAGCAAUACCGUGGUGAGGCCGUGUACAACCAGGAGGACGAUAUUCACCACCCCACCCUUACCGUUGAGCAAACCCUUGACUUUGCCCUCGACAUGAAAGUUCCCGGAAAGCGCCCCGCUGGCGUCUCGAAGGCUCAAUUUAAGGAGCAGGUCAUUACCAUGCUCCUCAAGAUGUUUAACAUCGAGCACACUCGUCGUACCGUUGUCGGUGAUCAUUUUAUCCGGGGAGUGUCUGGCGGCGAACGGAAACGGGUGUCCAUUGCCGAGAUGAUGAUCACUAACGCUUGCAUUCUGUCUUGGGAUAAUAGCACUAGGGGUCUGGAUUCGAGUACUGCUUUGGAUUUUGUCAAGUCGCUUCGAAUCCAGACCGAUCUUUAUCGAACGACUACUUUUGUUUCGUUAUACCAGGCUUCUGAGAAUAUCUACAAAGUCUUUGACAAGGUCCUCGUCAUCGAUGGAGGAAAGCAAGUCUACUUCGGCCCAGCAACCGAGGCCAGAAGUUACUUCGAAGGUCUCGGAUUCGCCCCUCGCCCGAGACAGACGACUCCCGACUACUUGACUGGGUGUACCGAUGAGUUCGAACGAGACUAUGCCAAGGGGUAUUCGCCGCAGAAUGCUCCCCACAGCCCCAAGACUCUUGCCGAAGCAUUCGAGAAUUCGGUAUAUCAGCGCAGACUGGACGAUGAGAUGGCCCAGUACAAGACCAAUUUGGAGGUGGAAUCACAAAAACACGAGGACUUCAAGGUUGCUGUGAAGGAAAGCAAGCGGUCUUCGCCGAAGCGAUCCACGUACUCUACCGGUUUCCACAUCCAGGUUGCGGCUCUCGUAAAGAGGCAGUUUUAUCUCAAAUUGCAGGAUAGGAUGGGCCUCGCUCUAUCAUGGCUUCGGAGCAUUGUUAUCGCUAUCGUACUCGGAACUCUCUAUCUCAAACUCGGAACCUCUUCGGCGAGCGCGUUCAGCAAGGGCGGUGUGCUAUUCGUUGCUCUCCUCUUCAAUGCUUUCCAGGCCUUCUCGGAACUUGCCAGCACCAUGUCAGGGCGGGCUAUUGUUAACAAGCACCGGACGUACGCGUUCCACCGGCCAUCGGCGCUCUGGAUCGCACAAAUUCUCGUUGAUCAGGCCUUUUCUGCGACGCAAAUCAUGAUUUUCUCUAUCAUCGUAUACUUCAUGACCGGAUUAUACAGGACUGCAGGCGCCUUCUUCACGUUCUACCUGAUGAUCUUGUCUGGGAACAUCGCGAUGACUCUUUUCUUCCGAAUUGUUGGAUGCGCAAGCCCAGAUUACGAUACAGCCAUCAGGUCUACGGUUUUCCUCAUCACUUGUUUCGUCAUCACAUCCGGUUAUUUGAUUCAGUAUCAGUCGCAACACAAGUGGUUGCGAUGGAUCUUCUGGGUCAAUCCAUUAGGCCUGACGUUCAGCGCCAUGAUGAUGAACGAGUUCAGGAGCGUUAAACUCACGUGCUCAGCAGAGUCACUAAUUCCAUCCGGCCCAGGCUACGACGACAUUGCCUACCAAGUAUGCACUCUUGCCGGUUCCGUCGGCGGUACGGCAAUCGUGAAGGGUGCGGAUUACAUCACGAAAGGGUUCUCAUACGACCCCGCCUACCUCUGGAGGAACUGGGGUAUCGUCUUUUCUCUCAUCGUCUUCUUCCUUAUCAUGAAUGUGGUUCUCGGAGAGUUUAUCAGCUACGGCAUGGGUGGUAACACUGCAAAGGUUUUUGCCCGUCCUAAUGCCGAGCGGACGGAGCUCAACACGGCCCUAAUUAAGAAGCGCGAUGAAAAGCGAAAGGGGGAGGCUGUUGAAGAAUCUUCGGACCUUUCAAUCAAGUCGGAGAGCAUUUUAACCUGGGAAGAGCUCAACUAUGAUGUCCCUACUCCAGCAGGCACCCGGCGGCUCCUCAACAAUGUUUUCGGCUACGUUCGUCCCGGAGAACUCACGGCAUUAAUGGGCGCUUCCGGCGCCGGCAAGACGACGCUGUUGGAUGUCCUUGCGGCCCGAAAGAACAUUGGCGUAAUCUCGGGAUCUGUGCUUGUCGAUGGUGUACAGCCAGGCAAGCAAUUCCAGCGAAGCACCUCCUACGCCGAGCAGCUCGAUCUCCACGACCCUACGCAGACGGUUCGAGAAGCUUUCCGAUUCUCUGCGGAUCUCCGCCAGCCCCUCGAGACGCCCCAGAGUGAAAAGUAUGCAUAUGUUGAAGAGAUCAUUUCCCUUCUCGAGAUGGAGGACAUUGCGGAUUCGAUUAUUGGAACGCCAGAGAGAGGUCUCACGGUAGAACAACGCAAGCGUGUAACUAUUGGCGUCGAGCUUUCUGCCAAGCCAGAGCUCCUCCUCUUCCUCGACGAGCCUACUUCUGGUCUUGAUAGUCAGAGCGCGUUCAACAUUGUGCGAUUCCUCAAGAAAUUGGCUGCCGCCGGGCAGGCUAUUCUCUGCACGAUUCACCAGCCGAACGCGUCACUAUUCGAGAACUUUGACAGACUCCUCUUGCUCCAGCGCGGCGGACGCACGGUCUAUUUCGGAGACAUCGGUCAGGAUGCUUACAUCUUGAGGAGCUAUUUGAAGAGACACGGUGCGGUUGCUGGCAAAACUGACAACGUGGCCGAAUUUAUGCUCGAGGCCAUUGGUGCAGGCAGUUCCCCACGAGUCGGCUCUCGUGACUGGGCAGACAUUUGGGAAGACAGCCCCGAGUUCGCCCAGACGAAGGAGACCAUCAAGCAGCUCAAGGAGGAGAGGGUCCGCGCUACUGCGUCCGCCGUCAAAGACACUGAGAAGGAAUACGCCACGCCGUUUAUGCAUCAGCUCAAAGUGGUUACCACUCGCAUGAACAAGGCUUUCUGGAGGUCGCCAAACUACGAGUUCACCAGGCUGCUCAACCACCUGAUUGUCGCGCUCUUGACUGGUCUGACGUACUUGAAUCUUGACAACUCCCGAUCUUCGCUGCAGUACAAAGUGUUCGUCAUCUUCCAGGUUACUGUCCUACCUGCUUUAAUUAUUGGACAGGUCGAAGUUAUGUACCAUGUGAGACGCGCCAUCUUCUUCCGCGAGUCCUCGUCAAAGAUGUAUUCUCCGUUCACCUUUGCCGCAUCUAUCGUUAUUGCGGAGGUUCCUUACUCAAUCCUGUGCGCCAUCAUCUUCUUCUUGCCCCUGUACUACAUCCCAGGGUUCCAGCACGAGUCCUCGCGCGCUGGGUUCCAGUUCUUCAUGAUUCUCAUCACGGAAAUGUUCUCCAUCACCCUCGGCCAGGUUGUCGCGUCGCUUGCGCCGUCCGCGUACAUGUCAGUGCAGUUUGACCCGUUCAUCAUGAUUACAUUCGCGCUUUUCUGCGGUGUCACGAUUCCGAAGCCGCAGAUGCCUGGAUUCUGGAAGGCGUGGCUCUACCAACUUGACCCUUUCACAAGACUUAUCUCGGGCAUGGUCACCACGGCCCUCCAUAAGCUGCCGGUUGUAUGCAAGCCCCAUGAGCUCAACAACUUCAGGGCGCCGGAUAACAUGACCUGUGGCGAGUACAUGCGCAACUACUUUAGCAACGGAGGGUUGGGGUACCUCGUCAACGAGGACGCCAGUGACUGUCAGUACUGCGCGUUCCGUGAGGGUGACCAGUUCUACGAGACUCUGGAUCUCAGCUUUGGCCACAGGUGGAGGGACUUGGGUAUCUUCCUCGCUUUUAUCGGCAGCAAUUUGAUUAUCCUCUCCCUUGCGAGCCGAUACAUCAACUACAACAAGCGAUAA
Molecule: messenger RNA, 4437 nt
Organism: Scedosporium apiospermum
Lineage: Eukaryota; Fungi; Ascomycota; Sordariomycetes; Microascales; Microascaceae
Product: ABC-2 type transporter
Exons: 3
Coding region: 1-4437 (1478 amino acids)
Biological process (GO): transmembrane transport
Cellular component (GO): membrane
Molecular function (GO): ATP binding; ABC-type transporter activity; ATP hydrolysis activity
Source: RefSeq, a predicted model, not a curated record